Molecule: messenger RNA, 1974 nt
Organism: Closterium sp. Yama58-4
Lineage: Eukaryota; Viridiplantae; Streptophyta; Zygnematophyceae; Desmidiales; Closteriaceae
Source: the annotation of a GenBank genome assembly
AUGGAGGUGGCCCGUACCUCCAUGAUCCAUGCGGCUGCUCCCCAUUUUCUGUGGCCGUUUGCGGUCCGGUACGCUGCGCAUCAGCUCAACCUCUGGCCCUCGUGUGUCCUUGCCGGAGACCUCGCCCACACUGCGUUGGACGAGGAAGGUUGGCGAUGCUUCGCGUUUUACCACCCCACCUCGCGCCGUAUCUUCCCCUCUCAAGACGUCACGUUUGACAAGUCGGUUCCCUUUUACCGACUCUUCCCCUACCGCACUGCCCCUCUCCCCCCCCUCGUCUUCCUUGUUCCAGGUCCCCCUCCGGUAGACCCCCUCCCCCCUCAGGGUCCUGCUCCUUCAGCCGAGCGUCCGGGGCCUGAGGGUGCUAUACCUGAGCGUGCGGAACCUGGGGGUGCUGAGCCUAGGGGUGCUGAGCCUGGAGGUACUGCACCUGAGCGUGCUGAGCCUGGGGUUGCUGCUUCUGGGGGUGCAGAGCUCGGUGGUACUGCUUCUGCUGGUGGUCUUCCGGGAGCCUCGCCGCAGUGGUCUCCCCAGCGUGAGCCCCUCUCACCACAGCAGCUGCGCGAGUGGCUUGCCCGGCGCACCCGCCUUCGGAGUCAUUCUGGAGCUGGAGGCACUGGAGCUGGAGGCGCUGGAGCUGGAGGUCCUGCCGUUGGAGGGACUGGAGCUAGAGGCACUGGAGCUGGAGGCACUGGCGCUGGAGCUACUCGAGCUGAGCCUGGGGGUACUGCGCUUGAGCGUGAGAGUCCUGGGGGUGCUGAGCCUGAGGGUGCUGAGCCUGGGGGUGCUACGUCAGCUGGUGGUCUUCCGGGUGCCUCGCCGCAGAAGUCUCCCCAGCGGGGGCCCCUCUCACCACAGCAGCUGCGCGAGUGGUUUGCUCGGCGCUCCCACCUUCGGAGUAGUGCUGCUGGGGCUGGUGGUGCUGGUGCUGGAGGUGCUGGAGCUGGAGGCGCUGGAGCUGGAGGCGCUGGAGCUGGCGACGCUGGAGCUGGAGCUGCUCGCGCUGGAGGCGCUCGAGCUGGAGAUACUGGAGCUAGCGACGCUGACGCUGGCAACGUUGGAGCUCGCGGCAUUGGAGCUGGUGAUGCUGGAGCUGGCGACGCUGGAGCUGGAGGUGCUGGAGCUGGAGGCGCUGGAGCUGGAGGUGCUGGAGCUGGAGGCGCUGACGCUGGGGACACUAGAGCUGGCGACACUGGAGUUGGAGGUGCUGGAGCUGGAGGCCCUGGCGCUAGGGGUGCUGGCGCUGGAGGUGCUGGAGCUGGAGGCCUUGCGCGACAGCGACCGUUUUUCUUGCCGUCACCGCAGCUGUUUGAGCUUCCGCCCGAGUCGGUACUCCGUCAGGUUCUUAGUCUUCCUUCGUCCACUGCCCUUCCUCCGGACUCACCGCUGCCUGCCCCGUCUCGUUACACUGAGCAGCCAGAGCGUCGUGGGCCUGCGUCUCGUCUUGACUCCCCUGUUCGCACUGCUCGUCGUGUCCCGCGUCCGCGUCCUCCUCCUGUGCCAGGUACUCACACUAUGGCACUUCGUCCUUCCACUGCUCCACAGCGCGUCCCUCUGCCGUCUCCUCCUGCGUCCUCUCUUCCUGAGAUUCCUGACCCUCAGUCUAACCGUGUUCGUGCUGCCAGCCCUACUGUCACGCGUCUCCUGGCUACUGUUGUCACUGACCCGUCGUUUGAGUCUACUACUGCGUCUGCCUUAGUUGCUGAGCUUGUGGACUUUGCUGCUGCCUGUCGUCUAGACUACGUCGCCAGUCCCGUUGGUGAGUCUGAGUCUGUCUGUCCUCCGUCUGUCGGGGGUGAGUGUGCUCUUGGCACGGACGUCCUUGAGGACAGGCAGGAGGACUUUGAGUGUCUUGCGGCUGCUGUACCUCAUCUCGUAGCCUGGCUGCUUGCACCUGAGGGAGACCCGGAUGCACUGGACAUCCUGACCCCACGCUCCUUCGCAGAGGCGAUCACGCGUCCCUACUCCUCUUAG